Messenger RNA from Linum tenue, 2038 nucleotides. Lineage: Eukaryota; Viridiplantae; Streptophyta; Magnoliopsida; Malpighiales; Linaceae. The record is from the annotation of a GenBank genome assembly.
AUUUCCAAACCUCCACGCAUAAAUAAAAUUAGAAAAAUCGAAAUAGAGAGAGAAAACGGCAGUUCUUGGCCGCCGGCGGUGGGUUUUUCCGGAGAGAAAGAGAGCGGAAGGUGGGGGAGCUCGUGAUCUGAGCUCUGGUUCUGGUCGUUCAAUGGUGUAUAUUGGUGGGAGGGGAGAAGAGUCAGUGAGGCGACGAGCCGGUGACGGUAACGGCGGUGGUUUGGCGAUGGCGAUGGGGACGGAGAGAUCAAAACCGCCGCUCCACAAUUUCAAUCUCCCGAGCUUGAAGUGGGGGAAUCAGAGACAACUCCGAUGCAUGAAUCCCCCGGAUUCGAGUAAUAGCGGCAGCACCACCAACCCCAGGCGAGAGAGGGGAAUCUCGUUCGAUCGCCACCGGCGGAGCAGCCGAUCUCCUCCGUUGAAAUUCGCCGCCAGCUCCAGGGAUUACGAGGCCAGGCAUCACCAAUUCAAGAAGCCGAGGCCGAGAAUUGGCGGCGCGGGCGGCGGCGGCGGCGGUGCCGACGAAGGGAUCGAGGCUUUGGGGGAGAAGCUCAUGUUCGAUUUGAAGACGGCGGCGGAUAGGAUGAAGGACGAGAUUUUGAGGAAGGAAGUUUGCGACGAAGACGAGGAGGAGGAAGAAGAAGAAGAAGACGACGUUGCCGACGGCGAUCGGGACGCGCGGCGCAAAUCUUCAUCGCCGCCGCCGGCGACGGCGGCUAAAGCGGCGAUGGCCGUAUCUACCGGCGGUGGAGUAGAAAAGGAGCACGAGCCGCGGCCGUGGAAUCUGAGGACGAGAAGAGCGGCGUGUAAAGCUCCGGCGACGACGACUAACGCGCCGAUCGGGGCAGGCGCAUCGGCAAGCCUGGCCGGCGCCGCUACGGCGAAGGGGUUGAGGAUUGAAGAGCCGAAGGAGAGCAGCAGCAGGUAUUCUCCUAUCAGAAGUGACAGCGGGAAAUUGCCUCGGCUCAGAGGCGGUGAGAAGAAGGAGCCGAGGGCUAAGUUCACGGUGGGUCUGUCGAGGAAGGAGAUCGAAGAGGAUUUCAUGGCGAUGAUCGCCCAUAGACCUGCCCGGCGGCCGAAGAAGCGACCAAGAAUUGUUCAGAAGCAGAUGGAUACUCUCUUUCCUGGGCUGUGGCUGGGGGAAGUCACCGUCGACACAUACAAGGUGCCGGAGAUUCCUGAUAUCGGAAAGAGAUAGUAGAUGUUCAGGGUUUGAAGGUGAUUGCUCUUUCCUGCUUUCAAACUGGGUAUAGAACUUGCAGAGGUUGAAGAUGGGGUGGCACAAAUCAAAGCAAAGCACACAAUCUCAGUGGGAAUUAGGGACUUGAUAGAAGAAGCAGGUUGCUUCUACUUACUCCUGAUGGCUCAUUCAGGUGCCUUGAAAGUGUUAAUUUUUGUUCUCUUCACAAAACUUAAUAGUUCUUUUAUUUUUAUCAAAGAUCAUGAGAGUAAUAAUGUCCUGUAAAGAAUAGUGGGCAAAUGCUUCUUAGAUAGAAGGGACAAACCCCCUUCUUCUUUGAGCUUCUUUGCUUCUUUGGUUUCUCAAGUUUUUCUAGGUUUGAAUCCUCUGACCAAUGUAGUAGUCCCUGGGACGCUAUUGAAAAGUUGAAAUCUAUAGUUUCUUCACCUGUUACCCUAUGUUCUUCUCGGGUUCCUGCAUUGUCAGUCCGGGUCAAAACAUCAGUGUUUGGGGACCUGUUCAUAUGUUUGUGCAAUUCCUGAACAAGAACACUCAAAAGUCUUUGAAGCCGAAUACCACUCUUGAAGCUUCGACACGUCUGACUUCGAUUGAAGCAUCGAUGCUCGCAGCAGCAAGAAUGGUUUCAUUUAUUGGUCUCCGUGGGUUCUUUGAACUGCUGCUGUAGCAUAAUGUUGGCAGUUUGUACCGAGAACCAAGAGCUUUGAAGGGGGCAAAACUUAGUCCAAUUAAUGUUGCAGCCUCAGAGGCAUGGCGUCUGGUGUCCAGAGAACUGGGAGGAGCUUCAGCAUUCUGUUGUCACCUGUUUCAGUUCAUAGGAAAGUUCAUUUAAACUCGGGC